ACUGUGUCUCCCAUUUGAUGUCGGUUUAGUUGGUUUCCACGCACCUACCUCCAUCAUUUCUCCUUUCGUACCAGUUAGAGAUUUUUGCUCAUGAGCGUCGUUGGUGCUUUGUACGAGGGGAUAUUUGCUAAGAUAAAUAUACACAUGCGGAAACUGCUCCAACGUCGUUCAUUUCGUCUCUACCUGUUCUCUUUGUUUCUACCACCGGCUUUAGACUCUUGUGACUUUGUAUUUUGUACUCCCACCGCUAAGCUACUCCGACUUGUGUCGUAGCUUCUCCUCACCCAUGUUGCUGACGCUACGACAUUUACGACACCUAGUAGCUCUGCAUGCCGUUGUAGACCGUCCUCGUGCGUGUUAUACUCAGACCUUGCGAUCUUCCCCGGACUUCGAUCGGUGUUAUCCCCGUCUCGGAGCCCGCUCUACGCACGUUGACUUCCAAAAAGUGUUUCUCGGUUGUGCAGACUGUGUCUCCCAUUUGAUGUCGGUUUAGUUGGUUUCCACGCACCUACCUACAUCAUUUCUCCUUUCGUACCAGUUAGAGACUUUUGCUCAUGAGCGUCGUUGGUGCUUUGUACGAGGGGAUAUUUAUCGUACUCGUAGUAAUUGCAGUCAUGCAUGACAAAUCUGGUCCCUUAGCUCAUUCAGCAUUACAAAUUCCAUUUUUCCUUCUGAAUAAAUCUGUAAUGCUAUUUCUACUAGUACGAUACUACUAGUACGAUACUUUUGCAAUGCAUAACGGAAUCACAGACGCGGAAACGGCGGGGGGAGAUGCGUAUUGACUUCUGUUUUCUAACUACUUGUUUCUUUUGCGACACAAGUUUGAUAAUUUCUUUUUUGUAACUACCAGUCAGUAUCUGCUGUCGAAGUCGAUUUCAUUUGUUUCUGUCUGCAAUUGCACGGAACAAGCUCCUUGUUUCCGUAUCCGCAAGGUAGAGUGUCAGGAUGAAAAGCCCGCCCUAGAAGAUGAAAUUGAAUUUGAGACAACACAGCAAUAAUCGGUCUGUCCUUGAGUUGUAAGUGCCUCCUCCUCAGAUCCUCUCGGUUUGUGGAAACGCAUGAAGACAGGAUUUGGAUUUUACUAUCGGUGUGAAGAUUUCGUCCAUUAUUUCGGUUCAUUUCGUCCAUCGAUAGCUCCUGCUUGACUAAGCCUGUGUUAAGGACUGAAAUAAAACCUUCUGACAAGAAGUCUCGUUCAGACCACAUCGUCCCUCGUACAGCAUUUAUUUGCGGAUCCUCGUACGAAAACGGAUUCUUUUUCCGCGGCGCCUAUGCCUCAUCAAACUGUCAGUCGAACAGUAGUGCAACAUGUCGCUUUCUCUACUUUUCCUUGAACAUCAGGACCUCAACUUGGUUUCAUUCCCAUUGUUCUGCGCUAUCAGUACAUUAUUUCCCCAAGAAGCACUUGGUUCUCACAGUUGUACAGUAGCCCCAUAAUUUUGAUUCGUAAAAAAACUCCACCACAUCCACAGUCUGACCAUGCCGCCCGGCAACGUGAAUUCCGACGAUUUGGAGAAGCUGAACAUCAGCGACGCCAAGAAGAAAUACGUCCGCGAUACGCUGAACCCCCUUCUCGAAGACAUGGUGAUGGACGCUUUGUUCUGCGCCAAACUCGACCAAGAUCCGACAAAUUACCUCCUGGCCUGGUGCAAUUUGCGAAAGAACACGGUCUCCACACAGUACGACUUGUUGCUGGAUGAAAACAAGCAGCUAAACGAGAAGAUCAACCAAUGCGGGCGGGCGUUAGGGUCUUUGGAAAAGGCCGCGGUCGAGAAAAGGAUUCAGAUGGAGGAGGAAGCGUUAGCGAAACAGGAACAGGAAGAAGCCGCGGCGUUGGCGAAGCCGGUCGAGGGGGAGGGGGAAGCGGCGGGACAAGAUGGGAUAAAUCCCGAAUCUGGCGAGAUGACGGGACUGGAAACGGACGACGAGUUGCUUCUAGACGACGCGGAUUUGGUCGCACCGAAUAGAAAUGCGGAAAAACGACGAGCGGUGGCGUCGUCGCCCAGAAGUAGGGGACUGUCGCCCGGGCCGGUCAUGGAGGGUGAGGAAGUUGUGCCCGUAUUCGCGAAAAGCGAUAGCCAAAGGAAGAGGUUGCGGAAUACGCUGGUACAAAUAUACUUAGAACUACUACGGAUAAUUGAUAGAUUGUAGGCUGAUUUCUGGUUUCUUUUUGAGCUUGAUGUAGUCAACAUGGUACUAGUAUCCGACCACGCUUUACAGCUGCUAGAUUAGCAAUAACUUAAUAUACAGGAAUCGAAGUUUUUGCUUUUUCCCUGUGAUGAUCAUCUUCGGGAUCCGGUCGUGGAUAAAUAUCUUCAUCUUGUUCUAUCAGGUAAGGUCCGUCCUGUUCGAGAAGCUUUCGGAGGAAUCUUUGCAGAAACUCAUCGACGCGAUGGAGGAAGUUCCACUAGAACCCGGGGAUGUCUUGUACAAAAAGUCCGCCAACGCAGACUACCUUUCCAUUCUCGAUCACGGCGAAGUUCACUUACGAGACGAUGAUCUCGCGGAUCCAAAUGAGCAGUUGGUGAAAAUUGUGACGCCAAAACCUUUGAACAAAAACGACAACAACAUCAUCGACGAGAUGGCGGUCUUGCACCAGAAAAACCGGGAUUUCACCGUCGUUUGCACGAAAGAAUCGACGAUUAUUUGGAACUUGACCCGGAAAAAUUACAACGCCGUGUUGCAAACCACGAAUAAAAGCAAACGCGACAUGAUUUUGGAGUUUCUGAACAAAGUCCCACUCUUCCAGAGGAUCGAGCAGACGAAGAAGUCGCAAAUCGUAGACGGGAUCGUGGAACGGGAGGUGAAGGCAAACCAGAUUAUCAACUGCAAAAAUGUCUGGGUCUGGAAGAAUGCAGGAGUUUGUCAUGCAGAUUUUGCAUCACCCAUGAGGUCUGUGAUGCAUGCCCUAGCAUCAGAGAUUCUGCGAGGGCUUUCUGAUGCUCAUUUCGCAUGAGAAAUGCCCUUCCACGUAGCACAAAUUGCACCUCUUUUGCUGUUCAUGCAGUACAGAUUUUAUGUAGAAUCCAAAGGUAGCAUCACAAGUUCCUGCAUCUUUCCAGACCCAGAUGACCUAUUUGCAUUUGAUACAAAUUAUCAUCAAACAAGACGCGGUCGGCUCGGAGUUUUUCAUUCUGGAAAAGGGGAGUUGCGUGGCGUUGAAAAAGGAAGGGGAAGAGGGGGAGGAAAAACAGGUGUUGGAGUACACGAAACCGGGUGAUUUCUUUGGAGAAUUAGCUUUACUGGAAGACCAGAAGCGGCAGUGCACGAUCAAAGCGGUGACGGACUGCAAAUUGCUGGUGUUGAACCGGGACGCAUUUAACCGCUUGACCGGUGGCCCGGGCGCCUUGCACGAGCUCGCGGAGAAAAAAACCGCAUAUCAGCUGAUCGUGUAGAAGAUUGGCGGAUAGAAGGUCGUUUUGCUGCAGGGUCUGGAAGGGAAGUGGAGGGUGGAACGCGUUGCAUUUCAAAUAAUAGAGCCAUGACUUUGCAGCUGUAAUUGCUGGUCAGGCUCCUCCUGCUACGUCUACGUGUUGCACACCUGUGUAUGUGUUUUUGCACCUAAAAGUAAUGCGCUGCUAAAUGGAACUGUAAAUGCUUGUUUCUACUACUUCCUGUAAUGAUCCUCCCAAAAAAAUGUACCAAUAGCCCCGGUGGAGACUACUCUUCUGUACAAUAAUGCUUUUGUACUGUACAAUACGUGAUACAUCAACCACCAUGUCGAAGAACUGCGUUUCUGCAGCCACGUUGUUUCUGUUGUACUCAUCAUCUCUCAUCUCUCUCUUUUAUCAUUUUCAACUACAGGCAGAACUCUCUAUCCUUGUUUCCAACCAACGGGUGAUAACGAUAGGGAUUUCGCACAGAUGAAGACCAUCUGCGUCUCAUCUCAUCAUCUCUCUUUAGGUUUACUGUCUACUGUGUCUCAUCAUCUCUCAAGAAGCUCGCAAAGUGAAACGUCUCUCAUCUCUCUCAUUCAAGAUUUCCUCACCAAGGAACAACUUUUCGAAGAAAGCGAAAUUCCUUGAGAAACAACACAAAGAGGAAGGAACAGCCUCGAACGAAAAUUGGCGGCAGCUCUGCUGUUUUGGAAUGCAAGUAGCAAUGUGUUAAGGUAUAGUCCAUGAAAGACAGGAGACGUAGGCCUUUAGUCUUGUGAAACACUGUUGAGCAGGAGGUGAGAGACAGAGAUUUCCGAGUCUGUGCGUGUGAAAGAACGCGCGCAUUUUUUGAGUAAGUAGUUGAUGAGCGA
Molecule: messenger RNA, 4249 nt
Organism: Amoebophrya sp. A120
Lineage: Eukaryota; Dinophyceae; Syndiniales; Amoebophryaceae
Source: the annotation of a GenBank genome assembly